Manis javanica (Malayan pangolin) is the source of this 2283-nucleotide messenger RNA. It is a transcript of the gene WDR41, whose product is annotated as WD repeat domain 41. Lineage: Eukaryota; Metazoa; Chordata; Mammalia; Pholidota; Manidae. Gene Ontology annotation, biological process: regulation of autophagy. Gene Ontology annotation, molecular function: protein binding. The record is from RefSeq and is a predicted model, not a curated record. Gene Ontology annotation, cellular component: lysosomal membrane.
UGCUCACUCGGUGCCGCUGCGCCGCAGAAACGCCGCCGCCAACCUAGAUUUCACCAGGGCUGGAUACGGCAGCCCUUUGGGGGAAAAAAGCUUACCUUUUCUGUGGGCUUUGCUUUGCCCGUGGUUCUGUAGACACAACUGAGGUGGUAAUUAUUAGCGUCUUCAUUCUGUUGCUGCCUGGGAGUAGGAGGAGGCUUGAGGCCGGCGCCGAUUUCGGGCUGACUGGGGCCUGCGCCCGGCAAGACCCCGCCGCUACCCGGAUGUUGCGAUGGCUGAUCGGGGGAGGCCGGGAACCUCAGGGCCUGGCCGAGAAAUCUCCUUUACAGACAAUAGGUGAAGAGCAAACCCAGAAUCCCUACACUGAACUGCUUGUACUGAAAGCUCAUCAUGAUAUUGUACGAUUUCUGGUACAGUUAGAUGACUACAGAUUUGCAUCUGCUGGUGAUGAUGGAAUUGUAGUUGUGUGGAAUGCUCAGACAGGAGAAAAACUUUUGGAACUCCAUGGACACACACAAAAGAUAACAGCUAUUACUACAUUUCCUUCCUUGGAAGCUUGUGAAGAAAAAAAUCAACUGAUCUUGACAGCCUCUGCUGAUAGAACAGUUAUUGUAUGGGAUUGUGAUACUGGCAGACAAGUUCGGAAAGUACCAUGUUUGCAGUCUACUGUAAAGUGUUUAACUGUUCUUCGGAGACUAGAUGUUUGGCUGUCUGGUGGAAAUGACCUGUGUGUGUGGAACCAAAAAUUAGAUCUCCUGUGUAAGACUCAUCACCUUUCUGAUACAGGGAUCAGUGCUUUGAUUGAAAUACCUAAGAACUGUGUUGUGGCAGCAGUCAGCAAAGAACUGAUAAUUUUCAAGUUGAUAGCACCCACAGAAGGAGCACUAAAAUGGGAUAUUCUAGAAGUUAAACGUCUCCUUGAUCACCAGGAUAAUAUUCUUUCAUUGGUUAAUGUCAAUGAUUUGAGUUUUGUAAGUGGCUCCCAUGUUGGAGAGCUGAUCAUCUGGGAUAUCCUGGACUGGACUGUGCAGGCCUGUGAACACAACUUCUGGGACCCAUCUCCACAGCUGGACACCCAGCAAGAAAUAAAACUCUGUCAAAAACCAAAUGACAUUUCUAUUCAUCAUUUCACAUGGGAUGAAGAGAAUGUAUUUGCUGCAGUUGGAAGGGGUUUAUAUGUGUAUAACCUUCAGAUGAAGUGUGUGAUUGCCUGCCAGAAAACUGCACAUGACUCCAGUGUCCUGCACGUUGCCAAGCUUCCAAACAGGCAGUUAAUCUCAUGCUCAGAAGAUGGCAGUGUACGCAUUUGGGAAUUACGAGAGAAACAACAGCUUGCUGCUGAACCUGUACCAACAGGUUUUUUUAACAUGUGGGGGUUUGGAAGAGUGAAUAAACAAGCUAGCCAACCUGUUAAAAAGCAACAAGAAAAUGCCACUUCAUGUUCUCUAGAGCUUAUUGGAGAUUUGAUUGGACACUCAUCAUCUGUGGAGAUGUUUCUAUACUUUGAAGAUCAUGGACUAGUGACAUGCUCUGCUGAUCAUCUUAUUAUUUUGUGGAAAAAUGGAGAACGAGAAUCUGGAUUGCGUAGUUUAAAAUUAUUUCAGAAAUUAGAGGAGAAUGGUGACUUAUAUCUUACUGUCUAGCAUAAGGAAAUUGAAUAUGUGUGCAUGAACUUUGAACAUCAACUAUGCGGUAAUACUCUGAAAACUAUUAACAUAUUGCUCACUUAAGUUUGUAGUGUAUUUUUUUUUUCUUGUCACUCCAUAAAAUUCCAAUUGUUUGAAUUCUUUUUUGCAUAUCUACAAACCAGCAACAAAUUGCUUUUUUGGUAUUAGUACAUCCACCAAAGAAGAUACCAGAAAUUCAGUUUUUUUAAGUUCUUUCAUUUAGCCUUUUUGGAUUUUGAAAUAUGUGAGUCCAUAAAAUUCUUUAACUAUACCCAUUCAUUCUUUUAAAAAUUUAUUUAAGGAACCAAAUAUACAUGAUACUCAUAGAAGAUAUUUGGGGAGAAAAAUGAAAAACCCACUGAAGAAUGGGUAGAAUAUAGCACAUCUUGAAUUUAGACCUUGAAAACUGACCCUUCCUUCUCUGGAGCAAUGAAGAUUGCAUAAUAACCGCACUCUGUGCUGUUGUUAAAGUGGUGAGUGCUGUGUUUUAAGCAUAAUUUGAACCUGGGUGGAGGUGGAAAUAGAACUUCUGAUGAAUGCCACAACUUUGCUGUUAUCUCUGCCUUCUAUUCUUCAGUUUUCUUCAGCGUCUGUUUGAUUAAAUAUAUAUUUAUCACAA